AUGGCGCACCGAGACAGUCAAUCACAAACAUGGUGUGAAGAGCACUUUUUCGAUUUUAUUGAUAAAGACCGAUGGCCGCCGAACAGUCUCGAUCUUAAUGUUCUUGAUUACCAUGUAUGGGACGCCGUUGGGCAACAAAUGCGACGGGACAAAGUCAAUAAUUAUGAAACAUUACGUGAAGAAAUUAAAAAAGCUGUAGAAUUUGUACCGAAGAAAAACGUCGCGAGCAGUGUCGAUGCUUGGUCACGUCACAUCAUCAAACUUUCGAAAAACAAAGGUGCUUAUAUAUUAAGUAGUUCUCUGUAUGUAUAUAUAGUGUUUUGUUUACUGUAUCCAACUAUUAUUCUAGCUUUGAAAUAAAGCUUAGGCCUUUGAAGAAAUUUCGACUACAAAGUGGCGCCAUUUCCUCUGUCCAAUCCGUUAUUUAAAAUUAGUACACUAUGAUUAAAAAGCAACAUAAUUCAUAUUAUGUUCAAUAAAUUUUAUUUUUCAGUAGUGGAUUAAUAUUCAACAGUCCCGAGAAGGACGUAUCUAAAUCAGUGUAAAGCUGGGUCAGCAGUUAGCUUGUUUUCGUCUAUAAUCAAAGGACGUACGCGAACUAAAUACACUAUCCAUUUCAAACUAAAAGACCGGUAGCCAUUUCUCCAAUAACACAAAAAUGAAAUGAGAUAACGUCAUGUAGUUUUCACCAUUCGAAAGCAGACACCUGAGCAUAUCCUUCCAUAAGAAGGAACGUUUUGAAACAAUUUCAAAACCUGUAUUAGGUGAAAUAUCCCAUUUUUGUCCUUUUUCACCGAACAUCAAAAAAAUUCAUAUUUCAGUCAAAAUCGAUGCAAACUAUUAAUACAUGAGGGUUUCUAAAUGUGCUCUGUUUUAUCUGCACUAUAUCAUGCAGUGCAACAGAGCUUCUAUAAAUCAACUUUUCGCUAAGUUUCCGACUUUUUCAGAAAGCGAAUAUUGCCAUAAGACUAAGUGUGAUCAAUAAUCUAGGUCUUCAUUCAAUUUCGGGGCUAUUACACCUAAGCAAAUACUGGGCUCAAUCUGAUAUCGCGUUUAAACCAAAGUGGGUUAGUACUCUAGCCUAAACUGAGAGCGCGUUAGUUUCGAAUUUGUAGUGUAACUUCGAUAAAUAGUUUCCUAACGCGAAGAUCAUCUCGCUAAAAGACAUUUCGUGUCUACAUUAAGGACUAACGAACAAAGUCGAAAUUGUUCUUCCAUUCAGAACUACAUCAUUCAAUUUUCCACAUUAGAUUAUUCUACGCUUUACCACGCUCACCACCGCGCGUUUCAAAUAAAGAAUUUAUCCUCAGCGCCAGGCAUUUUUCUGUAUAUGUAUCCUAUCUCAAUUUCAACAUAAAUACCUCGAACGACGUAUUUCCAAUUGACAAACAUUUGUCAAUACGACGUAACCGACAGUAAAAAUGUUAAGAGCCUUUCAUAACACAGUGAUAAUAAGUCUCCGAUUCUCAACUAAAAUGUUCCCGUACAUGGACACUAUCUCGCCGUCGUGCAUGCACAGUUUUACAAAGUGUGAUUUACCAUUUCUAUAGCAAAAUAAAUACAUUAGUUUAAAAGAUAAACUUCAAUCUCACUCAACAUAAAAUUAACAUUCCCAGUGAACGUUUUCACCCCUAGACCAAUUACGUCACUGUAAUUAAGCGGGAAACCAAUACGACUAUCAUUAUUCAUAUCACCACUAUCAGCAACGACAAUAUCUGCAAACUACAGUUCGCUUACCGUGGGCGAGGAAGUAUGACCCCAUGUUCUCCCCACAAUGAGAAAUGGCCGAUGAUCGGGAGUGAUUGUAGCCACGAGAAAGCUAAGGUCGAAUGAUGUGCCUGUGAAAGAAUGAAGGUACCAAAUACUGGUCCGUAGUUUUUGCUAUGAAACACGGCGUAUUUUUUUCCAUUUGUCGUCAAUAACAAAUUGUGUGAUUUGAAGACCAUGUGGGUUGGUUAGUGUGAAGAGAAAUGCUUGUGAGUCUUCUUUCGGACCAGCUUGUGAACUCCAAGGUAUGAUGGUAUGGGCGUUACUGCGUUCGCAUAUUAUGGAAGCGUGAGUUUAUAGGUUCCUUACUCGUGUGAUGAACUGUGACAGGUAAUAUUUGUAUUUAAAUACAAAUAUUACCUGUCACAGUUCAUCACACGAGUAAGGAACCUAUAAACUCAUUAUACAAUAUAAUUGCGCUGUUUGGUUUUAUCACGUUUAGAUACUUAGACUUCUCGCUACAACUUGGUUGUUGUUAGAGUUAUUCGCUACUUAAGCUACCACGAGCGCUUUCGACCUUGCUUA
This is a messenger RNA of Didymodactylos carnosus, 2292 nucleotides long. The record is from the annotation of a GenBank genome assembly. Lineage: Eukaryota; Metazoa; Rotifera; Eurotatoria; Philodinida; Philodinidae.